UGUGUGUAACUGUUUGUCUGUGUUUGUUUGUGCGUUUAAAAUCUUACUGAAAAUGUACCGUGUGUGUUAAAUGUAUAGCUCUUCUCUGUGUUUAUUUGUACUUACGUGGAAAUUAAAACUGCAUUCAUUGUGGUUGUUUUCUACCCAGUGAUUCAAAUAACAGUCUGCGUACACUGUAUAAUGUGAUCAAGGAAGGUAGUGUGAGUGUACUUCACUGGUGCAAAGAAAAAAUAAUAUCGUAUAUCAAACUACAAUAUAAACAAACAAAUAAUGGCGCUGUUUGUAAUGUACUUGGUGUAAAGUAAAAUCUCAAACUGCGCAAAAAAAGAAAAAAUGAAAAAAACCCGCACGGUGCCUGUGUAUUAAACUUUGCUUUGUGUUACGAUAACAUUCGCAAACCACGUAAAAAACACAUUACCGUGUUAAAAAAAAUACAACCACUGUACAGUACAUGCGACUGCUCUACAGACAGUCAUGGGAUAUUUUCGAAUCGCAGCCUCGACUGUACCCUCAGUUAAACAAAUGUUGGUGAUCGCUAUUACAGCCAGCUUACUAGUGUUGGUGUUCCUGCCCUUCUGGGACAAGGAGGACCCUCGAGCACCUUCCCACAACGCCACCACCGCCACGUUGACGGUUCCAUCCCCAACUGCUGUUCGUCAGGCUCACCUCCGCCAGCAAUGCCAAGCCAUGUUCACCGUUGAUAAGGGUCAUCACGGCGAUAUCUGGUACUUUGACAACCCUUAUAAGAAACUAAGCAGCCAGCUGAUGCAUUUGUUGCCUGACCUUGACAUCAUGAGUGGUAACAUGAGCGGUUCUGCCGAAAUAUUUAUGGGUACUCGUCUCCAGCUGAUGGACGGCUCAAUACCUUAUAUACCCUGCAAGAUCCGUGAGUACGAGAUGGAAGACGUGGUUCAGUGCAGCUCGGCCAGGGCAGCUGUGGGAAGCAAGACUUGGAUAGCCUUCGUUGGUGACUCUAAUGGUAGGCAGAAGGUCAACUCCUUCCUGAGCUUCCUGCCGCCUGAGCUGACCUACACCUUCUACCUCGGUGACACGGAGGUGACCAGAGAGGAAUUUAUAUCAGCUGUAUACUAUCAUGUACAAAGACCUCCAACCUUUGAUAUCCUGGGCCGUUUACCUUCAUCCACUGCCUCUUCUUCCAAGAUUUCAAACACCUCCUUCAAGAAGACCUCCACGACCUCUACCACCUCCUCCAAGGCUACCACGACCUCUUCCAAGACCUCCACUACCUCUUCCAAGAAGACCUCCACGACCUCCAAGGCCUCCAAAGUGAACCCAACGACCUUCAGUCCUAGCACCGCAUCAGUUCCCUCUAACAAUCCGCCCGUCAAUACUCGUGACCGCUACCACACUGAUACUGGAGUUAAUGAGGGUGAAAGAAGCCUUAAGGAAUAUUUAGAUGAAUUUAAGAAUGUUUACGGAAUUAACGGUCACAACGUAAAUAACAAAUUCAACGAUCAUAACAGCAAUAUUGAAUUUAAAAGUCAUAACGUCCAUAACGUAUUAAACGGCCAUGACGGCCUUACAGAAUUCAACGAUUAUAACGAACCUAACGAAGUCAACGGCCAUACCGAAAGCAAAACCCAAUAUGGAAACAACGGUCAAAACAAAAUUGAUGAUAACGGCUUUGUUAGAUAUAACGCUACCUACAAACCCUUGUUAAUAGAACCGGAGGAGGAGGACCCUUUAGAGACCAAUUACUCAUUUAAGGAAUUGCUGGAAAAGAAUGUUCCACUAGACUCUUACGACCUGCGAGUGACUUUGGUAUGGGCGCCGUACGGAUCUCUCGAGAAUAUAUCCUCUUCUGGCAUAGGUACAGACGGACACAAGGUUACCAAACUUGAAGAUUGGGUGACGUCAGAGGUCGUACCGGAUGUUAUAGUAGUGGGAUUUGGUACAUGGCACAUUCUCAUGAGGCAGACACACGGUGAACUAGAGCCGUUCACCAAGCUGCAUCUCCUGGGUCAUCCUCUUGUUCACACCCUCACACAACUCGCUCAUAUGACUCGACUCCUUUCAUGGUCACAGAGUCGGUAUCGAUGGUUCAACUUAGAGAGUGACGAUGUUAGCCGGUAUAAUACCCCCCCCGAGGAUUAUUUUGGACACCUGCUAUACAUGAACCAGUUUAACGACACCAUCCCCCUUGUCGACACCUGGAUAAGGACGAUGCUCAGGUCUACGGGGGCGUGGCAAUGGGACACGACUCUCCCCUUCAACCUGGCUAACCUGAAAGAGUGUCAGGCUCUGAGGAGAGCCGGUUUUUACAACCAUUCCUUCUACAAAGGCCGUUGGUGGAACUGUAAUGACGUUCACCACGCCUCUUACGAGACCAAUUCUGUCGAGAUCCAGAUGUUGCUGAACCUGCUGUGUAACACAUACCUGACCAACACACAGCAGCACUGCUGCUCUUGACCCGGCUGUGUGACCUUACCAAGAGCUUCAACAUACCCACAAUAACCAUUAUAUAAUACCCUAAAAUUAACAUAAACUAUUCCAUACGCGAGCUGGGAAGUAGAGUUGACAGAUAGUUUAAAAUGAUGUAAAUAUAUCAUGGUUUAACGAACAGAAGAAUUACGUCAGGGAUGUAUUCAAAAUGGCGUCGAUCAAGA
Homarus americanus (American lobster) is the source of this 2627-nucleotide messenger RNA. RefSeq lists its product as uncharacterized. The transcript is spliced from 8 exons. Lineage: Eukaryota; Metazoa; Arthropoda; Malacostraca; Decapoda; Nephropidae. The record is from RefSeq and is a predicted model, not a curated record. Bases 475 to 2430 code for a protein of 651 amino acids.